Alligator sinensis (Chinese alligator) is the source of this 5254-nucleotide messenger RNA. It is a transcript of the gene USHBP1, whose product is annotated as USH1 protein network component harmonin binding protein 1. The transcript is spliced from 13 exons. Bases 625 to 2937 code for a protein of 770 amino acids. NCBI's taxonomy places the organism in Eukaryota, Metazoa, Chordata, Crocodylia, Alligatoridae. The record is from RefSeq and is a predicted model, not a curated record.
CUGCACGGGGCAGGACGAGGGCACGUGGGUCUCAAGAUGCCCCAUGUCCUGGCCCCCCAGGCAUCCCCGCACCCCACCGCCCCAGCCUGGCCCUGCCGCGGUGGGGGGCGUGGGAAAAUCCACCGCAUCUCCCCCCGCCCUGUGGCCACGGGGACGGGGCUCCGAAGGGAUCGGGGGCUAUCAUGGUGUCUCCGUCCCGGGGGCACCCCGGUGCCCAGCCCGCCGUGGGGCUGCCAGGGGGGCGCUGGAUCCUGGGGCAGGGAAAUCUCCUCCGCGCUCCAGCCGGACACUGGCCUGGUGACCCCAGGCAGACGCGGCUCAUUGUUCCUGCUGUAAACAGGAUGCGUCUCCGGCCUUCCUGUUUCCGACGGGAGCAAAGCCCCCGCUGCCCGCAGCUGCAAGGGGCACUUGCCGUUGCCAGUGCUGUCCUUCCCUUCCUGCCUUAACCAGCGCCGUGGCAGGCUGGCACGUUGCACCCUGGCCUGACCCCCAUUGCACGGCCCCCAGGACCCCGCUGGACCAGAACCACGGGGCUCUGCCCCGGCGCAAGCGACCGGGCAGGGGGUGCCAGGCCUGUCUCCAAAGCGCGGCCAGGUUGGGGGGACAGGGACGGGGGUGUGAGCCAUGCCUGGUUCUCGGGGGCCCCGGCUGCAGGGCAAGCUGGACCCGGUUGCCGAGAGGGCGGAGGAGGCCGACGCGGCGGGCACGGACGAGCAGGACAUCCUGCGCUACGAGGAGCGCAUCACGCAGCUGCUGGUGACCAUCACCCACCUCCACGGCAAGGUCGAGCGGCUGCAGCAGCGCGGAGCCAGGGCUCUGGUGUCUUGCAGGGAGGACGAGGAGUACUCGGACCAGUGCUCGGAGUACACAGCCAGCCUGCCCAGGUGUGCACCGCAGCCCCUGCCCCCCCGGCUCCCGCCCCCCAGAGAAGGCGUCGGCCCCGACAUGUUCCUGGCCCUGCAGCAGGUGUUGGCGUCUCUGGAGCACACCGUGUCCGCCCGGCGCUGCUGUGUGCUGCAGCUCGCUGGGGCUGGAGCGGAGACGGGCACGGGCAGCGAGGAGCGGGCCCAGGUGGUGGAGACCCUGGAAGAACUCGAGCGAGGCCUGGGGCUGUCCCCGGGGCUCGAGAUGGCAGCUGUGCAGGCACCGGGGGAGAGGGUGGCUGAGCUGAGCCCAGAGCUAGGGGCAGUGGAGACCAGCUGGUAUGGGAAGGAAGCGGGCACGCUGGCCGAGAGGAACGUGGUGCUGCGGGCAGCGCUGGGCAGCAAGGAGCAGGAGCUGAGCCGUGCCCAGGUGACCCUGCAGGCUCUCCAGGAGGAGCGCGACAGGCUCCAGAGGAAGGUCAAGGAGCUGCAGGAUUCCCUCUACCAGCUCGAGACGCCCGGCCAGGCCUGGAGCCCUCCCGGCUCGGCCACCACCCCGAUCCGGGGAGCUGGCAGCCCUGUCGGGGAAGGGGACCCCUGGCUGCUCCAGGACCCGCUGGCCAGGGCACAGAGCCUGCUCCAGUGCUUGAAGGACCACCCGGCCAUGCAGCCCCUCUGCCGCCUCCUCCCCUCCGCCCCGGAGCUCUCCGGCAGGGAGCUGGAUGACCAGCUGCAGCAGCUGCGAGGGUGCAUCGAGCGGCUCAAGGGCCUGAACCACCUGCUCGUGGGCGCCCUGCGGGAGUGCAAGAGCGACUCGGAGCGGCUGAGCAUGCUGCUGGGGCAGCACGAGUCCAACAGCACCGCCUUGCGCCUGGCCGCCCAGUGCAGCGAGCAUCGCAUGGAGGCCUUGGAGGUGCUGCUAGCCCUGGCCAGGGCGAAGCUGGAUGCUGGGGGGUGCUCCCCAAGUGCAGCCCCUGUGGAGCACGCUUCGCAAGACACGGCCGCCGUGCUGGCGGAGGCCAGGAGGUUCCUGGGCAGAGCGGAGCCUGAUGGGCAGGAGGCAGCCGGCGAACCCGGCAUGUGUGGACAGCAAAGGUACCCGGGCAUCAAGGCAUGGCAGGGCCAGCCCCUGGGGACCAGGAUGGAGCCCCCAAGCUCCUGCAAGCGACCCAGCUCCCAGUGCUGUCCCCCCCCCUGCCUCUGCAGCCCACCCAGCCCCAGGGAGGAGGAGGAGGAGGAGGAAGAGGGGGUGCUGCGGGAGUAUCUCCAGCGGCUACAGGCGGAGCAGGCAGCCGUGGAGGUCUCCCUGCUGGAGCUGGGCUGCCCCGGGCCCCCCGGCGCCGUGACCCGGCCCAGCGACGCCAUCCGGGCCAAGGUGGAGCAAGCCGUCCAGGCCUCGCUGGCUGCCCUGCCCGGGGAGAGGCCCCGGCCGAAGCUGGACAAGACGCAGCUGCUGCAGGAGCUGGCAGCCCUCCAGGAGUCCAUGGCCGACGCAAAGACCCAGCUGCACCUGGCGGAGAAGGAGAAGCGGGGCCUGGAGCUGGGCACCUACACACUCGGCGCGCAGGAGGCCGCCUACCUGCUGCUCAUCGAGCACCUGCAGCAGGAGCGGGACGUGGGCUCCGGCCCCCCCAGCCCCGGCAGCAGCACCAGCGAGGGCAGCACGGGCAGCAGUGGGGCAGGGGAGGCCGAGGGCCGGAAGGCAGCUGCCGCAGCACCCCAAAGCCCCCAGGACCUGGGGAGGAUGACGCUGGAGCUGGCCCGCGCGCUGGAUCGGAGCAAGGCGCUGCAGGACCAAGCCCGGGUGCUGGCAGCCUCCCUGGAGCAGCUCAGCGCGGCCAGCCGGGCGCAGCAGGCCCAGUGCACCGGCCUCGCCGGAGACUUCUUCCAGGCGCACAGUGCGCUGGUGCUGGCCUACCGGGGCGCCCGCAGGAAGCAGGAGGCCCAGCUGCGGCGCCUGGAAGCGCAGAUGGGUGCCAUGGGCGAGCGGCAGGCACAGCAGGAGCACGCGCUCGCCCAGCGCAUCCAGGCUCUGGAGGAGCAGCGCGCGGCCGGCACCGAGACCUGCAUCUAGGCUGGGGGGGCCUCUGCAUGGCCACGGGGCCACUGCCUCCUCCGUGACUGGGGCAGGGGUCCCCGAGGCGUUGAGUUUUCGGCAUAGAAAUCCUACCCCACGGCCCUGCUCCUCAGUGCUGCAGCUGCUGAUCCCCGCAGACUCCAGGCACCAGGCUGGAGAGUAAAGCCGUGCUGGAAGGCUGCUCGGGUCCCUUUGCUUCCUCCUAAUGCAGUUGGACGCCGCAGGCCAUGUGCCAGGGGCACCGCGAUCCCCCUUGGAGCACGGCCAGGCCCAGGGGCCCGGGGUAGACGCCUGCAGACUCCCCUACCCUAAGGGGCAGUGGGGCAUCGGCUCCUUGCACCCAGGCUGCAGAGGGGAGGUCUCUGCCCAGGGCAGGUGCUGCAUAUACCCUCCCCAGAUGUGGGGUGCCAGCCGUGGGUCAGGGGAGGGCCUCGCUGCAAACGGGUCUGGGCACACAAAGGUGCGGCGUCUGCAUCUUCUCCGCCCCAGAUGCAGGGGGGCUGUGGCUGCGAGGAAGCCAGCUGAGCCCAGCGGCCCAGACGGUCCCAGGGGCCUUGCGGGAGACGCAGCAGAUGCCGGGCAGGCCCCGCUGCAUGGGCUGGCUCCCAGCCACCGCCCCGGCGCUGCUGCCCGUGGAGAGAUGGGUCAGGGCGGUCACUGCAGCUGCCCCCUUCCCCCCCCCACCCCGUCACCGGCUCCACGGAGCUGCUCCUGCAGUGGUGACAUGGGUUGGACGGCAGGAAACACGACCCCCCCCGGCACCCCGCCAACCUUGCGCGGCUGCCCCCAUGUUGGGGGGACCUGAGAGCAAGGCUCAUGCACUGAGAACAAAGACCGUCCCCCCACGGCCGCCCCCCUCCGCCCCGUAUCUCAUGGGCGCAGAUGAAGACAUUUUUCCCCCUGACAGUGGGAUCAAAGGUGACCGUGGCAGGAGGGCGCCAUGCAUAUUCAUGAGCAGACAGGCAGGGACCCUGCUGCAGGGCGGUGGGGCAAUGGUGCUGAGAGCAGGGUGGGGGGAGGCCUGCGUGCCAGUGCGUGCACGCUUUGCAUGUGUGUGUGUGUGUGUGUGUGUGUGUGUGUGUGUGUGUGUGUGUGUGUGUGUGCACGCGUGUAUGUGCCUACCCGUGCAUGCCUAGGACACCCUAAGCCCAGGGCCAGAGCUGGGGGGUGGGGAUUGUUGGUGCUUCAUCUCCCACAGAAAAGCCAACUCCCUGGACCCCCCUGGGGUUGCCCUUGCUCAGAGCCCUGGAGCCAGGCUGGGGGCAUCUCCCCAGCCGGGUGCACAUCCUUCUCCCAGCACCAAAGACCCGGCAGUUGAGGGGUCAGUGCCAGGGUCAGGGGGCAGCUGGCCAGGAGCCCGAGCCUUUGAUAUAGAGACACAGGAAGGGGCAUGCAGGGGGCUGAUCGUGUGCUGUGGGGCAGGACAAGCCCCCAGCUGACCCGGUGGGGUGGGUGGGUGCCCGUGUACGAGGGGUCCUGGCUGGGCCACAGGCCUCGGCGUGCCUGCGAGGAGCGGGUCCUGCGCAGGGGCCCCUGCGGGCUGCAGCGGGGCAUGCAUAUGCAGCAGCCCGCGGCCCCAGCGCAUGGCCUGACCCAUUGUCUGUGCCGCCAGCCCCCUCCCCUGCCCCCGUGUUGGCCCUUUCUUUUCUCUCCCCCGUCCCCGCCUCCCCAGGUGGAGGUUUCCCAGGGGAUGCCCCCCCUCCUGCGACAGCCGUGGCAGGGCUGACCUGCAGGUUGAAGGUCAGGGCUCUGCGCUCAGGCCCCCUUUCAGAUUCAAAUGGGGCCCCCGAGCGCGGCGAGCCGGGGUCAAGCUUCACCGAGAGCGCGAUGAAAGGGCCGGGGCGGCUGAUGCGGCUCCCAGCCGCCCCCGGCCCCUGGCCUCCCGGCGGGGGGGCAGGAGGGGCGGCAGGGCGGAACAGCCCCUUGCCCUCCCGUGAGCCACCCCCCCACCCAAACCCUGGGGGAAGUUUGUCACCCUGCAGGAAUGGCUGCCGGCACUGAGAUGCAGCCACCUCUGGGGUGGGACACAACCAGCGGCAUGGCGGAGCAAUGGGGCAGGGCCAGCAGGGGCCAUGCUGGGCUUGGCGGGUGUCUGAGCUGGCCCACGAGGCCCGGGUCACCAACCUCUCCUUCCUGAGCCUCACCCAGGUCUACCCCCAAGCCCUGCCCCUGCCCGCUGGACCAGCCAGACCCCUUCAGCCAUCCCCCAGCAGGGCCUCUGCCCUCCAGGGACCCAGCUGGCUGCGGGGCCAAAGCAGCAGAGAGACCGGGCAUACCUCCCAGGGCAAAGAGCACUGACGUGUCCUGGGCCGUU